Molecule: messenger RNA, 1124 nt
Organism: Lates calcarifer (barramundi perch)
Lineage: Eukaryota; Metazoa; Chordata; Actinopteri; Centropomidae
Gene: tpt1
Product: tumor protein, translationally-controlled 1
Exons: 6
Coding region: 141-647 (168 amino acids)
Cellular component (GO): cytoplasm
Molecular function (GO): calcium ion binding
Source: RefSeq, a predicted model, not a curated record
UCCGACCGACUCCGCACGGUGACGUCAGCAAGCUGUAAAUGCACCGCCUCGCGGCCUGAUCGGUCUUUUACCUCUCCCGUGCUGUUAGGGCGGCAGGCCUUUACUCUGUCUCUGGAAAGAUUUAACACCGAAGCAGCAAAAUGAUCAUCUACAAGUGCAUCAUCAGCGGUGAUGAGAUGUUCUCAGACAUCUAUAAAGUAACAGAAUCCGACUUCUUCUACGAGGUUGAAGGAAAGACAAUCAUCAGGACAGAGGACUUGGACGAUUCUCUAUUUGGGGCCAACGCCUCUGCUGAGGAAGUGACUGAGGUCAACGAGACAUCUUCCGUCAGCGGCGUGGACAUCGUGCUCAACCACAAGCUGCAGGAGACAAGCUUUAACAAGAAGCAGUACACAGCGUACAUUAAGGAUUACAUGAAGGCGAUUAAAGCCAAGCUGGAAGAGACCAAUCCAAAGAGAGUGGAGGCCUUCACAACUGGUGCCGGAUCUGAAGUUAAGAAGAUUUUGGGAAACAUCAAUAACUACCAGUUUUUCACGGGAGAGUCCAUGAACCAUGAGGGCAUGGUGGGUCUGCUGGAUUACCGUGAGGACGGCAUCACACCAUACAUGCUUUUCUUCAAGGAUGGUCUGGAGGUUGAGAAAUGUUAACUACCUGGAACUACAUCUGCUUUUCAAAUGACUGCUGCUUCCAAAAUGGCCCCAAGAGCAGACUGAAGAGCACUAUUUUGCAUCAUGCCUGAACAGAAACAUUCUUGUACAAUUUCUUAAAUAUUCCCGUUAUAGCCCACAGUACCACUCCCAAGACUGGGUGAAUCAAACGUGACUGGUCACUGACAACAGUUUUUAACUUUUUCUUUUUGGCUUUUGCAGUAUCUUGAAAUUCUUUUUUUUUUUUUCUUUUUUUUUUUCCUCAGGAUUGGCUCACUUUUUUCGAUUUAAAGUAAAAGGCAGGACAGUGUGGAAGCUCUUGACUGAGAGAAGACAAUUUUUUUUCUUCUGUCUGUAUACUGUUUUAGCAAUGAUCCAUAAAGGUUGACCUCCUCAGACCUCUGUGUUUAUGGUUGCACUAAAUAAGAUUCCAUCUACAGUGAAGACUUAAUUUGAAAAUAAAAUGUAGUACCACCA